AUGGGUUGUACAUUGUCCAAAGAAGAGCGAGAUGCUCUUGAACAAAGUCGUAAUAUCGAUAAAAAACUUAAAGAAGAUGGAAUGCAGGCUGCAAAAGAUGUCAAAUUACUUCUUUUGGGUGCUGGUGAAUCAGGAAAGAGUACAAUUGUCAAACAAAUGAAAAUUAUACACGAAGGUGGAUUUACACAAGAGGAUAAUAAACAAUACAAACCGGUUGUCUAUAGUAAUACAAUUCAAUCAAUGGUUGCAAUACUGAGAGCAAUGAAUACGCUUGGAAUUCAAUUUGGUGAUAGUGAACAAGGCGCAGAAGAUGCUCGUAUUGUUUGCGAUGUAAUACAAGCAAUGGAGGAUACAAAACCAUUUUCAGAAGAAUUAUUAGAUGCAAUGAAACGAUUAUGGGCUGAUUCUGGUGUACAAGAAUGUUUUGCUCGUUCAAAUGAAUAUCAAUUAAACGAUUCUGCUAAAUAUUUUCUUGAUGAUCUUGACCGUCUUGGCGCCAAGGACUAUAUGCCAACAGAACAGGAUAUCCUUAGAACUCGAGUUAAGACAACUGGUAUAGUGGAAGUUCAUUUCCAAUUUAAAAAUAUGAAUUUUAAAUUAUUUGAUGUUGGUGGACAACGAUCUGAGCGUAAGAAAUGGAUUCAUUGUUUUGAAGAUGUGACAGCAAUUAUCUUUUGUGUUGCUAUGAGUGAAUAUGAUCAAGUAUUACAUGAAGAUGAGACAACAAAUCGUAUGCAAGAAUCGUUGAAGUUGUUCGAUUCAAUUUGUAACAAUAAAUGGUUCACAGAUACAAGUAUUAUAUUGUUUUUAAAUAAAAAGGAUUUAUUUGAAGAGAAAAUUAAACGUUCACCUUUAACUAUCUGUUUCCCAGAAUAUCCAGGAAAACAGACAUAUGAAGAGGCAGCAAUUUAUAUUCAGGCAUCAUUUGAAGCUAAAAAUCGAUCACCGAAUAAAGAGAUCUACUGUCAUCAAACAUGUGCAACUGAUACAAAUAAUAUACAAUUUGUAUUCGAUGCUGUUACAGAUGUGAUUAUAGCCAAUAAUCUGAAAGGAUGCGGUCUGUAUUGA
This is a messenger RNA of Heterobilharzia americana, 1068 nucleotides long. The record is from the annotation of a GenBank genome assembly. NCBI's taxonomy places the organism in Eukaryota, Metazoa, Platyhelminthes, Trematoda, Strigeidida, Schistosomatidae.